Rangifer tarandus platyrhynchus (Svalbard reindeer) is the source of this 1158-nucleotide messenger RNA. NCBI's taxonomy places the organism in Eukaryota, Metazoa, Chordata, Mammalia, Artiodactyla, Cervidae. The record is from the annotation of a GenBank genome assembly.
AUGGGGCAGCAGGGGUUGUGCAGUCUCAUGUUGAGGUUUAAUUCGUACAAAAGGACUAAUAUACUGCAGCAUUUGAAAAUGUCUCAUCACAGAGAUGCAGCAGCAGAAGUCCUGUUGGAAAGAAAAGGCUGUGCAGGAGUGAUAACACUAAACAGACCAAGGUUUCUGAAUACACUGACUCUUAAUAUGGUUCAGCAGAUUUACGCACAGCUAAAGAAGUGGGAACAAGAUCCAGAAACUUUCCUGAUCAUCAUAAAGGGAGUUGGUGAAAAGGCUUUCUGUGCUGGAGGUGAUAUCAGAGCGGUCUCAGAAGCUAGAAAUACAAACCAGGAAAUGCUUCAGGUUUUUUUCCGAGACGAAUAUAUUCUGAACCACGCCAUUGAUUCUUGCCAGAAACCAUAUAUUGCACUUAUUCAUGGAAUUACAAUGGGUGGGGGAGCUGGUGUCUCAGUUCAUGGGCAUUUCCGAGUGGCUACUGAAAAGUCUGUUUUUGCAAUGCCUGAAACAGCAAUAGGGCUAUUUCCUGAUGUGGGUGGAGGUUAUUUCUUGCCACGACUUCAAGGAAAACUUGGGUACUUCCUUGCAUUAACAGGAUUCAGGCUGAAAGGAAGAGAUGUGUACACAGCAGGAAUUGCUACACACUUUGUAGAUUUUGGAAAGUUGGGCGUGUUAGAAGAAGAUUUGUUAGCCCUGAAAUCUCCUUCAAAAGAAAAUAUUACAGAUGUCUUAGAAACUUACCAUGCAAAGUCAAAGAUUGGUCAAGACAAGCCUUUUGUACUUGAGGAACACAUGGACAAAAUAAACAGUUGGUUCUCAGCUAAUACUGUGGAACAGAUUGUUGACAAUUUACAGCAGGACGGUUCAUCUUUUGCCCUCGAGCAACUGAAGGUAAUUAAUAAAAUGUCUCCAACUUCGCUAAAGAUCACACUAAGGCAACUCAUGGAGGGGUCGUCAAAGACCUUGCCGGAAGUAUUAACUAUGGAAUAUCGGCUGAGUCAAGCUUGUGUGAAAGGCCAUGACUUUGGUGAAGGCGUUAGGGCAGUUUUAAUAGAUAAAGACCACAGUCCAAAGUGGAAACCAGCUGACCUAAAAGAAGUUACUGAUGAAGAUUUGAAUGAUUACUUCAAAUCUCUGGGAAGUAAUGAUUUGAUAUUUUGA